AUGGGAAAAAACCCAUCAACAACAAUCAAUAUGAGUCCGCCUAUUUGUAAAGUUACUGCUGAUGUUUUAUCAUCAGUUUCAACAAAUCAUACUAGUUCAAGUCAACAAAUUGUUAUAGAUACAAACUUAUUUCAUUCAUCAAUUUCAAUAAAAGGCAAUAAUAAAGUUUUCUCAUCUAGUGAAUUAUUAUCAAUACCAAGAAUCAAUAAUAACAGUGAAGAUUAUAUAAUUGGUUCACAUGUGAUUGUCAACAUCGAUCAUUCUAUAUAUAAUAAAUCAGGUACUAUUCGUUUUAUUAAAGAAAUUUCUAUUAAAACAGGUAUUUGGUAUGACAUUGAACUUGAUGAAUCGAUUAACAUGUUAAAUAUUUAA
Rotaria sp. Silwood1 is the source of this 372-nucleotide messenger RNA. Lineage: Eukaryota; Metazoa; Rotifera; Eurotatoria; Philodinida; Philodinidae. The record is from the annotation of a GenBank genome assembly.